Messenger RNA from Tuber melanosporum (Perigord truffle), 3886 nucleotides. RefSeq lists its product as uncharacterized. NCBI's taxonomy places the organism in Eukaryota, Fungi, Ascomycota, Pezizomycetes, Pezizales, Tuberaceae. The transcript has a single exon. The coding region runs from base 215 to 2755 and encodes 846 amino acids. The record is from RefSeq and is a predicted model, not a curated record.
CUAUCAUCCUACUAUACUCUUCUCUUUCCAUAGUAUCCCCUCCGGUCCCACGUUGGCCCUCGUACAGAACCGGUCAUCCGUAACCUAACUGUACCAUACUGUACCAGAUUACAGGAUCGCAGUAAUCACACGCACCCAGCGUACAGCCACUUAGCAGAAGCAGCAGCGUCAACUACUCGUACAAGCGGCCGGAUCAGCCACACACGCAAAAUAGAUGCUCCAUACCACGAGCCCCGGCAGCAAACCGGAUAGGCGCGCAAGUUUGAGUGUCGCCACUGCACUUUCGGCACGCAAUAUUUCUGGCACGUCCACUUUAGGGAAUAGGGCAAAUGGUCAUUCAAGGACUGUUUCGGACUCGAGAGAACAUCUGCUGCAUGUACGAGUCCACGGAAUAUCCAGCCCCGCCUCCCCAAGCCUGUCAGCUCUCUCCUCAUCGCCCCCGCCGCCACGACAUUCACCAAAAAAACCGAGCAGUUUACCAGAUUCCUCGAACAUACAACCGGGCUGUUUCGAUACUUUGUCCGUCGACUCUGCAAGUGUUGCUUCUGCUGACUCGGUUGGCCAAACGCGAGUCCGCCGCCUUUGUUCUCCCGAAAACAGCCGCCGCCCUUUCGUUCCACCUCCGUGUCGCCAAACGACCAACCCUCGGUCAUCUUCACAAAGUAAAGAUUUGGGGGGUGCCUAUACAGGGCGUCUUACAGAGCAAGCCCUACGCGACCAAGAAGCGGUGCAGCACGGCGAUUUGGACGAUACAGUACCGAAAACGCACCUUGCUCCCUAUCAAACAAUCACUUCUACCCCCCAGAAGCCCACAUCACCAGGCUUUGGAGUGGAUACAAUAAUGGCGUCCUCAACUCGCGAAGGGUCUGGAGGCAAUGGGCUCACUUCGAGAGACAGAUCUAGGAGUUUUGCAAGUACCCACUCUGAUCCAACCCGAAAGACCGAAGGUGUUGCAGAAAGCGUUGUCCAGGGGACUGUGAGUAAGGCCUUUGGAAGCCGGCUAGGGCGGCUACCGUUUGGGCAGAGAUCUAAUGCUUUGGGAUCUAUGGGUAAUAAUGAGGAUAAUGGACAUGGAGAAUUCUCGCAGCCCACUGUGGAAGGAUCUAAGGAAAAGCUGAAACCUACAGAGGGGAGUGUGGACUCGAUAUCAGGCCACAGGCUUAUAUCAACCUCUACCACUAGCAACCGGGGGCAGCCUUUCCGCUUGAUAACUGCUCGGGCGGAGGGCAAGGCGAGGUCUGCCCAAGAGCAAAGCGAUGGAAAUGGGAAACAGCAUUUAGGCUCACCUUCAAACGCUCCUAGACAUGGAUUGUCAUUUACUCCAGCAGCGGGUACGCGGGCCAAUUCUUCACCCAAAGAUUCUAAGGCCCCACGGCAAGCUGUUUCAACUCUUCCUAGUCCGGGCCCCGAUGGGCACUUAGCUCGGAGGGAUAAAGGGCACAUUAUCAAAUCUGAUGUCUCACCAGCUGCUGCUACACAACAAUCCCAAAAGCUGUCGCAUAAGAGAAAUGCUACCACAUCCUCUAUCCAUCGUACAUUCUCUGGCGAACAAGGUAUUGGGAAAGCUAGGGACGAGCGGAAUAGAUCCUCAAGCGCUGCCUCAUUUAGAGGGGCUGCUACCAGAAGCAAGCCCACCUCUCGAUCGGUCUCUGCGACUUCAACCGUGGAAUUGGGGGGCUCGCUCGGGGUUGCCCCGACUGAUGCUUUAGUGACCGAUGCGAAUCUCGUGACCCCUAUCCCGGCAGAGGCCCUUGAAACGAUGCGAAAGGAGUCCCGCAGCGGUCGGAGCUCUAGCACAAGUAGCUGGACCGACGUCUCGGAACCUGGAGCCGAUUUUUCAUCACGAAAACCGGCACAUGAUAGGCAGCGAAAUUCCAGAGCAUCGAGUACCAGUGAGUCAACUUUAGACACGGGCAAUUACAAAGAUCCAAACUUUGAGGCACAUGCACAAGAGUUAUCCCCUGAAAUCGACGACGCAGAUACUAAACCUGCGCAAACUGAAUUCGAAGGGUUUGCCCAGAGCUUCUUGAAGCGCCCCUCGGAGGCUGAUUACGAAGACCUUGCACUAGCCUCGGGGGCGGGUAAUUUCCAAACGUCCCGAUAUACACCUACUCCGUCCCCAUCCAAGUGUCGGGAUACUCGAAGGAAAACCGUUAAGGUUCCUCGGGGCUUAGAAGAUAUCAAGCUGGCGAGGAAGUCCCCUUUGGAGGAAGAAGAUUCUGACGUUGAUUCUCUCCAAUACCUGCUUGAAAAUGACCAAGAUUUUUCUGCACUUUUUCCCCCGGUGGAUGGCGAAGAGGACGACACGGCACUCUUACUCGCCAGUCUACCGACAUAUAAACCACCGACAGCCCAAAAGUUAAAAGUCAGGCCACGAGUUGAAGCCGAAGCUGGCGACCAAAUGUGGGAGCAAGAACGUGCAGUGCAUGAGAAGUUGAUGAAUCGUCUCCGAACGCUACACUUGGAGGUGCGGUCCGCCACUAGGGGUCUUGAUGUGCUGGAGGGUUUCUUGGACGGGGCCGGAUCGAGCGGGGAUCUUAGUGAAUGCUGGGAUGACGCUGCUCAGAGGAAGGAAUAUAUGAGGAGGCUUCGCAAAGAGGAACAAAAGCAGCGGCUAAUACUGGAGCGCAGAAUGAGGCAGAGGAUGGCUCUUCUUGGUACCCCACUUCCUUGGAGCAAGUGGCUUGUAAAAUGGGGGUUCGUAGCGUUUCUGGUUGUGGUUGUCUGGUAUCUCCUCGAACUAGCAGUAUUGUGAGUUUUUAACCUUUACCCCAAUUAUUUGCCGUUUUCAAAAAUGUCCGAACCUUGCCCCGGUAUUAGCCUAGGAAACGCCAAGAUUUGCAGACACUUUUGAAAAUGGCAAGUAUUCGUAGUUACAAUGCAACAGGUAUACCCAAUCAAGGUACUAAUCGUAAAUCUUUACUAGCCUCCACUCCAUGCCUCCAUCGUAUUCAUCCAUUGCCAUCGAACGUAAACCACCCCCAGAAUUUGGGGCACUCUUCUCCCACACAAUCCUCAAGCCGGCGAAAAUCAUCUUUAGCAGCAGCACGUGGCUGAUCCAGCACGGAAUCAUCGCUACCAUAAAUUUCACCUCUACAUUUCUCCCCGCAAUCAUUAGACCCUGCAAAGCUGCGAUCAUGGUCUUGCUCUCAUGCUCAUGGCGUUUCAUGACUGCCAUUGCUGUCGCUUUAUCCUCCUCCUCCCCCUCCUUUUCGGCCGGGCGCGCAUCAGAAACAGUGCACACCGCUGUGGUAGAAUACGCCGGUGUUCCUGCUGGGAUGCCACGGGCGCUGGGAUCUGAUCAAGUAGUUAAUUGAGUAAUCGUUUAAUUGGUUUUGUAUAGAACCCUCCUUUAUUUCUUUCUCUUUCGCUUAAAAGCUUAACUUAAUUGGUUACUUACCUAUUUGAAGUUAUUUUCUAUUAUUUUAUUUUUUAAAAGAUCGUCUCUAUGAUUGUUUGAUUUAAGAUAAUGUAUUUAUCCUUCUUUUCGUACUUGUUUCGGGUUUCUGAAAAAGGCAUGAUACCAUUCUUUCUCGUAUCAUGGCAGGUGCCAUUAUCAUAGGGGAAUGGUUGUGGUGGCUAGCGAAGGAGGCUAUCUUCGAAAUUCGCUGACACCUCCCCCAUUUACACCAAAAAUGGCUGAUUUUAAACACACUCAAUUCAUCCAAAAGCAAUGGAGAAUUAAGGAAAUGAAUUCCAUUGUGUAGGGAAUUACCCAGAAUCUCUGUAUAAGAGUUAUUUCUAUUUUUCUACUCUACCCUGAGAGUUGAGAGCUGUAUGGACAGAUUGGAUGCAGUUGCAAGGUACCUUUUGUCAGAGGAACCUACAUAAAAUUAGAAGUAUUUUGCGUUCAGAGUUGUUGUAUCACACCUUGGCCAUCAACCAA